This is a messenger RNA of Manihot esculenta (cassava), 1256 nucleotides long. RefSeq names its product phenylacetaldehyde reductase. The record is from RefSeq and is a predicted model, not a curated record. The transcript is spliced from 6 exons. Bases 161 to 1138 code for a protein of 325 amino acids. Lineage: Eukaryota; Viridiplantae; Streptophyta; Magnoliopsida; Malpighiales; Euphorbiaceae. Gene Ontology annotation, molecular function: oxidoreductase activity, acting on the CH-OH group of donors, NAD or NADP as acceptor.
GCCCCGUUGCCACUCUCUCGGGGGACUACUUUAUAACUCAUCCCUUAAACGAAGGCAGACAUUCAGCAAGCUGAGGAGCUGCAGCUGUGGCCGAUUGCCAAACAAGCAAGAUCAAUUGCAAGUAGAAGAACGAGGGGAAGAGAAUAGAGAAAAAACCGAAAUGAGCAGUGGCGCAGGGAAGAUCGUGUGCGUCACCGGAGCCUCCGGUUACAUUGCUUCUUGGCUUGUGAAGCUCCUUCUCGCCAGGGGCUAUACCGUCAAGGCCUCUGUUCGUGAUCCAAAUGAUCCCAAAAAAACUGAACACUUACGCGCACUUGAAGGAGCUGAGGAGAGGCUUCAGCUGUUUAAAGCAAACCUACUGGAAGAAGGUUCCUUUGAUGCUGCUGUUGAAGGGUGUGAAUGUGUUUUCCAUACUGCAUCACCUUUUUAUCUUGACGUUCAGAAUCCACAGGCUGAAUUAAUUGAUCCUGCAUUGAAGGGAACACUUAAUGUUCUUAACUCAUGUGCAAAAGUCCCAUCAGUCAGACGAGUUGUCUUGACAUCAUCUAUGGCUGCAGUUGCUUAUAAUGGAAAACCUCGGACUCCAGAAGUAAUAGUGGAUGAAACUUGGUUUUCUGAUCCGGACUUUUGCAAGGAAUCUAAGCUUUGGUAUGUGGUCUCAAAGACCUUGGCUGAAGAUUCUGCAUGGAAAUUUGCAAAAGAGAAGGGCAUCGACUUGGUUAGCAUAAAUCCAGCAAUGGUGAUUGGUCCUCUUCUACAACCAACGCUAAAUACUAGUGCUGCUGCAAUUUUAAGCCUGAUAAAAGGAGCAAACACUUUUCCCAAUGCAACUUUUGGAUGGGUGAAUGUUAAAGAUGUUGCCAAUGCACAUAUUCAAGCAUUUGAGAUUCCAUCUGCAAGUGGACGAUAUUGUUUGGUUGAGAAAGUUGCACAUUGCUCGGAAGUAGUCAAAAUUUUGCUAGAGCUUUACCCGGAUUUCCAACUUCCAGAAAAAUGUGCAGAUGAUAAGCCUUACGUGCCAACAUAUCAGGUGUCUAAGGAAAAAGCAGAAAGCUUGGGUAUUGACUUCAUCCCUUUAAAUGUGAGCUUACAGGAAACAGUUGAAAGCUUAAAGGAGAAAGGAUUUGUCAUAUUUUAAGUAUCUCUAACUUCGUGACCUUUUUGUGAUAUUAAAUAAGCGAGUCGUGUGCUUCUCAACUCAUUAUUAUAUUCUUGGUUAUGUUUAUCUCGAAGAAAUUAUUUACAUUUUGUAAGCA